AUUGUGGCACGCUCCUUCCUGCCCUCCCGUCCCUGCCAGCGAGUCGACACAACUGGCUAGCGCGGCGCUCCCUUCGAACGCGACACUCUACCUACUAUGAAGUGAUCGAUCACCGUCGUGCAGUCGAUUUCCGUUUCCCGCAGUCCACGCAGCGAGCCCACUCACAAGAUGAACAUACGGAACGCCAGGCCGGAGGACCUCAUGAACAUGCAGCACUGUAACCUGCUGUGUCUGCCAGAAAACUACCAGAUGAAAUACUACUUCUACCACGGACUGUCGUGGCCUCAGCUCUCCUACAUCGCAGAGGACGAAAAUGGCAAAAUCGUGGGAUACGUGUUGGCAAAGAUGGAGGAGGACCCAGAUGAUGUUCCCCACGGACACAUCACAUCCCUGGCGGUGAAGCGCUCCCACAGACGCCUGGGCCUCGCUCAGAAGCUGAUGGACCAGGCCAGCCGAGCCAUGAUAGAAAACUUUAAUGCAAAAUAUGUGUCGCUGCAUGUGCGAAAGAGCAACCGAGCGGCCCUGCACCUGUACUCCAACACACUCAAAUUCCAGAUUAGUGAGAUAGAGCCUAAAUACUACGCCGACGGGGAGGAUGCCUACGCCAUGAAGAGAGACCUGGCCCACAUGGCUGAUGAGGUCCCACAGCUUAGAAAGCCUGGGGCGCGUGUGCCGGGCCAGGAGGCCCCGUCUGGGCAGGGCCAGUCCGGGCCCGGUGACCAGGAGAGAGAGAGCGAGAGAGACAGCGGCGGAGAGAGCAAAGAGCUGAGUGAAGUCAGCGAGGCAACAGAAAGCACGGACGUUAAAGAUUCUUCAUCUGAUUCACAAUGACGGAGCGGUCCUAGACAUUUUUAAAUUCAUCCUUCACUUCCUCUUUUUAUCUGUUUGGCAGAAUCUCUGGCUUUACAAACUGUGACCAUCUGUGCAUCAAAGUCCCUCGAGCAUUUCCGUCACUCGUUUUUCUUGAAUCUUGCAGUGAUGAACAAAAAGUCUUUGAUAAUCAAAUUAAUUGGGAUGUUAUCUGAAUGAAGCUCAAGUGAAUAUUUGGUUUCAGCAUUUUUAUAGGAUUGCUGUUUUCAUUACCAAAAGUUGCCCUAAGCUCUGCGAGAUUUACAUAAUUGCAAAACAUCUGCCCUUCAGUUAUUUACCUAACAGAAUUGAUGCAAAUAAAUAUUUCAAAUAAUAA
Scophthalmus maximus (turbot) is the source of this 1186-nucleotide messenger RNA. It is a transcript of the gene naa10, whose product is annotated as N-alpha-acetyltransferase 10, NatA catalytic subuni. Gene Ontology annotation, biological process: N-terminal peptidyl-glutamic acid acetylation. Bases 169 to 831 code for a protein of 220 amino acids. Lineage: Eukaryota; Metazoa; Chordata; Actinopteri; Pleuronectiformes; Scophthalmidae. The transcript has 8 exons. The record is from RefSeq and is a predicted model, not a curated record. Gene Ontology annotation, cellular component: NatA complex. Gene Ontology annotation, molecular function: protein N-terminal-serine acetyltransferase activity; protein-N-terminal-glutamate acetyltransferase activity.